AUGCUGUACACGGUUUUGCCUGCGAUUGUGCAGGAUCGCAUCCCUACGCUCCCGUCCAUCCGACGAGCUCUCAGCGAUAUGCGGGCUACUUCGAGGCCGCUCAACAACCCGAGAACUGCGUCUGAUACAUCGCUGCCGCGAAGUCCACCGCCGGGUUACACAUCACGGCCUACCAGCGCCGUUCUAUCGCAGCACAGUUCGAAUCGCAGUUCCAUCUACAACACCAGGGACGAUGAAGAUAUGUUCCAGGAGGCGCUCUCGGAGAGCAUGGCGUCCCCCAUAAGCACACCGCCGCCGUUCGCAGUAUCAGAAACACACACGGGCAUAAAGUGGAAGUAUGCAAACCAAGGUGUCAGCCUCUCCGCUCAGGCAUACGCUGAAUCGCAAUCACCCCACCUCGACGACACCUCCGUCAUCCUCACUCGCCAGAUGUACAUCCACAGCCUGACUUACCUCCUCCGCGGCCUGCCUACCGCGCUCUCACCCGAAGAAGCAAUCUCGCUGCAAGCCGCUCUCCCACCCGACCUUGUUAUAAACACGCCCUGCGACCAUGAUCUCCCAUUCGCCAACUCCAGCCGCGAUACCUCCCCGCCCUCCGACCCAUCUAUCCUGCACCGCAUAAUCGCAACCGUCGUCUUCGAGACUUUCGUCCUCCUCCAAUUCUUGCUUCCCUACAUCAAGCUCUUCCUUGGCCACGCGUACCGCUUCGAGCGAAAGCACAACGUAGCACAGCGUCUCGUUAACAGCGGGAUCAUGGGCGCGGAUGCAGUGCGGAGGACGGGCAUGCAGCUCACGCACACAAUUUGCCAGAUGAACGACGGGAAAGUAGGGGUUGCGCUGAGCGAUUUGAUGUUCUGGUGCGUGAGGGGGGUUACAGGGGGUUUGCAGCAGGGGAUUCAGGAGGGGUUUGGAUUGUUGGGGAGAGAUGAGGAAAGGCCACGGACGCCGGCGAGGCCGGGGAGUGCGAGAGGUGGCAGCGCGAAGGGUAGAAAGUUGUGA
Messenger RNA from Paraphaeosphaeria sporulosa, 999 nucleotides. RefSeq lists its product as uncharacterized. NCBI's taxonomy places the organism in Eukaryota, Fungi, Ascomycota, Dothideomycetes, Pleosporales, Didymosphaeriaceae. The record is from RefSeq and is a predicted model, not a curated record. Bases 1 to 999 code for a protein of 332 amino acids. The transcript has 2 exons.